Zea mays is the source of this 2740-nucleotide messenger RNA. RefSeq names its product MATH domain containing protein. Bases 1415 to 2452 code for a protein of 345 amino acids. The record is from RefSeq and is a predicted model, not a curated record. The transcript has 5 exons. Gene Ontology annotation, molecular function: protein binding. NCBI's taxonomy places the organism in Eukaryota, Viridiplantae, Streptophyta, Magnoliopsida, Poales, Poaceae.
CUAUAUUUCUAACAUUAAGCCGGUCAGCCUUGCGGGUUGCGGUCUCGCCGCCGACGCCGGGCGCCGGGGAUUGCCGCCUGCCCGCCUUGCUGGAGACGGGAGACGCCAUGUCCUUGCUGCUCCUGCCCCUCUGUCGAACCUCCGCGGACCGCGCCGUUCCCUGGUUGUCGUAGGACGUCGGCAGGAGCCCCUCCGCCGUCACCCGUCAGACGCGCCACCGCGGCGCCGCCUCCCCAGGCUCCCCUGCUCUGCUCCACAGCUUCAGUGCUCCGUGGUAAGUGUCUAAGUGAUAACAGAGUUGGUAGGAUAGUUACUUUGUUGAUAAAAUUAAUUAUUUAGUAUUUUGGUUUGGUCAAAUAUUUGCUAGGCUAGUUGAUAAAAAUAAUUCAGUAGCCUCUCGAUCCUGGAUCCGCCACUGGUGUCCGUAAAGAUUGAAGCAUACUUCUGAUGGCAGUCUUUCCCUGGAUUUAGGCAGUCGUUUCCACUAGUGAUCACCAAAAGUUGUUUCAUAAUUAUACUAAUUUUUUUCCAUUGAAGAUAAAAUAUUUCAUGUAGGUUUUGUAUCGAAGUCCAGUAGUCUGAUUUAACUAGGAGAACCAUUGAUGUACUUGUACUCCAGAUCGGAGUUUGUAGCCCGCACAAGGUAGCUUUCUUUAACUGCCUCACUCUUUAGAGCCUUCGGUUCCAUGUCAGUAUGUCACCAACUCACGAUGACAAACUGGAAUUUGGAAUGACAUCUGCUUGUGUGGAAAUUUCAAAGCCGAAUAAACUAUCUCUUCAGGCUUCAUUUGUCAAAGAUUCCAAAGUAUAUUAACAUAGCCACCCUUCGUUUUCCAUUGGAAUCUUAACCUGUAAAAUUACGCCGGUGCAAAUGAUGAUGGCAUCAACACAGCCGUGACUCUCAGAUGACUAGACACAUCCGCACGCAAAGAUAGACAAACAUGUAUUGAUUAUUUGCUGCUUAGUGGUUAGAUAUUGCAACUUAAGUACUUUGGGAAUUGGGAGGCACAGAAGAGUUGACCUGGACUUUUAGGUUAUUUGCUAAUGACAUAAAAGAUUUAAUAUGUGCAAGGUUGUUCAGUUAGAGAGAUCUUUUUUUUUGGGCCAUGAAGCUGUAUAAAAUUUAGACGUCAUAUACUUGUAAUGCUUCCAGUGCUAGGAAAUUUCUUGUGGCGUAGACCUCUGAACUCUGUCCUUUUGCGUUGGCCCUAGCGGCCAAAAAGAAGAAACCUCACCUCAAUUUCCAGGAAUUUCUGAAACACUUACACAUAGUUCCACAUAUAACGUGCGAUAUCACCUGUCCAUGCUGAAGCAAGAGCAGGAAGACUCUUCCAGUAAUCAUGGGUGCAUGUGCCUCUUCAUCUCGUGGUAACACCGACUUGGUUUUCUUUUCUGCUGAUAUUACUCUCUUGGUAUGGUCACUCGCUAUACGGAUUGCACUUUCCUCCCAGGUCGACCCAACCAUGGCAAGAACCAGAAAUCAGCAAAGGUCGCGGCAAUUCCAUGUACUCCGGCAGCGCAGGUAGGUCGUGGUGCUGCCUCUUCUGAAAUGGAAGAGAAGAGCAGCUUCAUUUGGCAAAUCGAUGGCUUCUCCUCGCUUCUUGACAAGCAAGAAGGAUGGACCAACUCCGGAUAUUUUAAGAUCAAGGACCUUAAUUGGUACUUGCAGUUGAACCUGAAGGACCGGAAGAGUGGCGACGAAAGAGAAUACGUCUCUCUUAUCCUCGUGCUGUCAAAAACUUCUGGUCUGGAACCCGACACCAUUGUCGAAGCAUCGUUCAAGCUCUUGAUAUACGAUCAAGCAUACGGACGACAUAGCGAACAUGAAUUUAGCCACAGAUUCCAGACUACAGAGAGCAGCAGGAGCUCCGGGAUCUCAUGCAUGAUCCUCGUCUACACACUCAAGGAACCCUCCUCCGGUUUCAUCGUUGGUGACAGCUGUGUCUUCGGAGUGGAGCUCAUCAAGUUCACCACUGCUAAAGUCAAGGACGGUUCAGGAACGCUGCAUGUUCAGAAGAGAAUUGGCUUCUGUAGUGCCCGGGAGGCCUACACCUGGAUCAUCAAUGACUUCUUAAGCCUGAAGGGGCGGUGCUACUCACCGGAGUUUGAGAUCGGUGGACACAAAUGGUACCUGACCAUGUACCCUUCUGGCACUGGCAUCGACGGUGAUAAGGAAAUUCUCUCCCUCUACCUGCAUAUGGCCAAGCCAAACGGAGACGCUUCCCUCCAGAACUCUGGGGUGCUUGUAGAAGUCAGUCUGUCCAUCAAAGACAAGGUGACCAGCAAUCGCAAAACAAUGACAGGCCGGUGCCAGCUCCAAGCGACGGAGGGCGAAGGCUGGGGAUGGUCAAAUUUCAUGGCGACGAAGUCUGUGAAGGACUGGUACCUUGUGAAGGGCAGCUGCUUAAUCGAGGCAGAUGUUGCCAUUCUUGGAUCGUCCAAGAUGAAUUAGGGAUCAUACGACUCUCUACUUUUGUGCGUGUGCCGAGCCAAUAAUGGAAUUGUGCAGCGUUAGACCUUAUCUGUUUCAUCCCUAAAUCAUAGUGAUUAGGAAGGAUUGGAGAGGAUUGAGGAGAAUUUUGACUGUUAGGAAAUUUAAUCCCCUUAAUCCCUCCUAACACCCUUGCUUUAGGGGGUAACAAAAAGGAUUUGACUACUAUACUUUUAGGGUAUAAUAUACCAGUAACUAUUUUAUGUGAAGCAUGCACAAAAACGUAAGUGAUUUAGUGGUAUUGUGUCA